This is a messenger RNA of Penicillium cataractarum, 471 nucleotides long. Its product is annotated as AP-1 complex subunit sigma. The transcript has 5 exons. Gene Ontology annotation, cellular component: intracellular membrane-bounded organelle; AP-1 adaptor complex. NCBI's taxonomy places the organism in Eukaryota, Fungi, Ascomycota, Eurotiomycetes, Eurotiales, Aspergillaceae. The record is from RefSeq and is a predicted model, not a curated record. Gene Ontology annotation, biological process: vesicle-mediated transport; protein transport. Gene Ontology annotation, molecular function: clathrin-cargo adaptor activity. Bases 1 to 471 code for a protein of 156 amino acids.
AUGCCCAUCAGCUACCUUAUCCUCUUGUCCCGGCAGGGCAAAGUCCGUCUCGCCAAGUGGUUCACUACUCUCUCCCCCAAGGAAAAGGCCAAGAUCAUCAAGGAUGUGACUCAACUUGUGCUGUCGCGCCGGACGCGCAUGUGCAAUUUCCUCGAAUACAAAGACUCGAAAGUCGUCUACCGCCGCUAUGCCUCCCUAUUCUUCAUCGCCGGUUGCGCAUCCACCGAUAACGAACUGAUCACCCUCGAGAUCGUCCACCGUUACGUUGAGCAGAUGGACAAAUACUACGGGAACGUGUGCGAGCUGGAUAUCAUCUUCAAUUUCCAGAAAGCAUACUUCAUCCUGGAUGAGCUAUUACUAGCAGGUGAGAUGCAAGAAAGUAGCAAGAAGAAUGUGCUUCGUUGCAUCAGCCAGCAGGACAGUCUGGAAGAUAUGGAGGUUGAGGAAGAUGUGGUCACCAAGAUCAUGUAG